Argentina anserina (silverweed cinquefoil) is the source of this 3652-nucleotide messenger RNA. RefSeq names its product protein NLP9-like. The record is from RefSeq and is a predicted model, not a curated record. Lineage: Eukaryota; Viridiplantae; Streptophyta; Magnoliopsida; Rosales; Rosaceae. The transcript has a single exon. The coding region runs from base 414 to 3323 and encodes 969 amino acids. Gene Ontology annotation, molecular function: protein binding; DNA-binding transcription factor activity.
GUUUCCUUCCAAAAACUCCAAUUGGGUUCUCAGAGCUCCAUCCCCAAGUUGUUCCUCAAUCUCGGUUUGAUUUGUCUUCACUCCCCUCCCCCCUUCCAAUUCUAUCUCCAAUAAUCCCCACAUACAGACACAAAACCCACCCUUCACUUGUUGCCGUAGCAACGUACCUCCCCCCCCCCCCCCUUCUCAAUUGAUACCUCUGUCCUCUUCUCUCCCCGCCGCAAACUUUGAGGUCAGUCCGGCCGGUUCUUUUUCUUGGGUUUUGUUGGUUUGGAGUGAGUUCAGUUAAUCCAAACUGGGUUCAUUGUAUUAUCUGUGUUUAAGAGUCAAUUCGAUGCCGAAGGUUGUUGUGAGGUGCUGUUGUGUGGUGGAGAGCAGCUCUAACAGUUCAGUUGAGAUUGACUGACUUCAAUAUGGAGUAUCAAUUUUCGACCAGACAGGAAAACAACGAUGAGGGCUCCUCCUCGUCUUCUAAAGCUGCUGUUGCUGACGAUCAAGUGAGGAACAUGAUUUCCGAGGAUAUGUUCAACAACAUUGCUGAGCUCAUGAACUUCGAUACUUACGCCGGGUGGUGCAGCAGCCCCGGGACUAUGGAGGACCAGAUUCCCGGGGUAUCCUAUCCGAGUUACUCGGAUGGAUCGAGUUUCCUCCCCCAAGCAGCAGCACCAUUGCCUGUGGGGACUUUUGAUGAUAGAAUUGGGUCUCACCCGAUGGACACCGCCGCCGCGGAGUUGGAUUGUGAGGAUGGUGCUAUUGAAAGGAGUAAUUUGCUGGAUUUGGGGGCAGCAGAGUGUGGGAUAUCGAGGCCGCAGGGAUGGUCACUUAAUGAGAAGAUGCUGAAGGCGCUGUCGCUGUUUAAGGAGUGUUCUGGUGGGGGGAUUUUGGCCCAAGUGUGGGUUCCGAUGAAGCAUGGUGAUCAGUCCUUUUUAAGUACUAGUGAGCAGCCUUAUUUGCUUGACCAUGUACUUGCAGGGUAUAGAGAAGUGUCGAGGAUGUUCACAUUCUCUGCAGAGGAUAAGGAGGUUUCUAGCAUGGGGCUUCCGGGCCGUGUGUUUGUCUCCAAAGUUCCGGAGUGGACAUCAAAUGUGAGCUAUUACAAGAAGGCUGAGUACCUGAGGGUGGAACACGCCGUGAAUCAUCACGUCCGGGGAUCAAUUGCCUUGCCGGUUUUUGAUGCAAGCUCUGGAAUGUCGUGCUGCUGCGCUGUGCUGGAGCUUGUCAGCACGAAAGAUAAACUUAACUUUGAUGCAGAGAUGGAGAUUGUUUGUAAUGCCCUGCAGGCUGUGAAGUUGAAGACCGCUACGCCACCUCGGUUUCUGCCCCAGUGCCUCUCAAGGAACCAGAGAGCUGCUUUGACUGAAAUUACUGAUGUCUUGCGAGCUGUGUGUCACGCGCAUACAUUGCCAUUGGCUCUCACCUGGAUUCCUUGUUGCUACUCUGAGGGUGAUGGAGAGGGAAUCAGAAGAGUACGUGUUCGAGAUGGUGUUACAGAUUCAAAUGAAAAAGGUAUACUAUGCAUUGAAGAAUCAGCUUGUUAUAUAAAUGAUAGAGCGAUACAAGGUUUUGUGCAUGCAUGUGUAGAACAUCAUCUUGAGGAAGGAAAUGGUAUAGCUGGGAAAGCACUUCAAUCAAAUCAUCCAUUCUUCAUUCAUGAUGUGAAGGUGUAUGACAUAUAUGACUAUCCACUAGUUCAUCAUGCACGCCGGUAUGGCUUGAAUGCUGCUGUUGCAAUCAGGCUGAGAAGCACCUACACUGGUGACGAUGACUAUAUCUUAGAGUUUUUUCUGCCUGUUAAUAUGAAGGGUAGUUCAGAACAGCAACUUUUGUUGAACAAUCUCUCCGGUACCAUGCAGAGAAUCUGUAAGAGUUUACGGACUGUGUCAGAUGCAGAAUUAGCUGGGGUAGACGGCUCUAACAGUGGUUUUGAAAGGGAGGCAGUCCCAAAUGCUCCCCCAUUCCUCAGGAGAAACUCUCAGACAACGUCAUCAGAGAGUGAAAAGAAGUCAGCUGAGAAGAUGCCCUCUGAUGUUUGUAAUAGAAAAGAUGGUGGAGUGGAAGUAGAUGUUUCUUCUGAACAGCCACCAAUUCAAUCAAAAAGGCAGGUGGAGAAAAAGCGUAGUACAGCAGAGAAAAAUGUGAGCUUAAGUGUCCUACAACAAUACUUCUCUGGGAGUCUCAAGGAUGCUGCAAAAAGCAUUGGAGUCUGCCCCACUACGCUAAAAAGGAUAUGCAGACAACAUGGGAUCUCAAGAUGGCCAUCUCGUAAGAUAAAUAAGGUGAAUCGUUCCUUGAAGAAAAUACAAACUGUUCUUGAUUCUGUUCAGGGGGUGGAAGGAGCAUUGAAGUAUGACCCAACGACUGGGGGGUUUGUGACAACAGGGUCCAUCGUCCAAGAAUUUGAUGCAGCACAGAAAAAUUUCCUGUUCCCUGAGAAGAACUUGCCUGCUCAGACUACUGUCCCAUUUCCCCAAUAUCCAGUUUCAGUAACUUCAAUGUCUUGUAAUGAUGGUGAGAGUUUGGAGAUUAAGUUGGAAGAAGAUGGCUGUUGUAUGAAUGGGGUAAUGCGGAUUCCAACUACUCAUCAGGAAGAGGAAGAGGUGAAGAAACAGAACAUCCAUGUGGUUGAUCGUAGUAUGGGUUCCAAGCCAAUUACAAUUGAUUAUGGGUCAUGCCAGCGGACUGACCAUGACAAUAUGCAUCAUAAUUGUCCUGAAAAUGCUUUUGGGGUCUCUUAUUUGGUGAAAGAAGCCAAUAAAUGGGGUCAAAGCAACGACAGUCCAAAAUUAGAGAGUUUUAACUACCAGUUUGUGUCUCAGAGCUCAAGCUCCUUGCCUGCUGCUGAUGAGAUGGACAUAGGAGUAGACAGAGAUGGGGGGAUUGUUAAUUAUAACCAGCACACUUCUUCGAGCAUGACAAACUCAUCUAAUAGUUCUGGUUCAAUUAUGCAUGGCUGUUCGUCGAGUUCUCAGAGCUUUGAGGAGCGAAAAGCCAAAGCACAAAAUGUUGAGAUUGGGUCGAAAAUCAUUGUGAAGGCUACAUAUAAAGAAGAUAUGAUCAGGUUCAAGUUUGAGCCUUCGGGUGGGUGCCUCAAACUUUAUGAAGAAGUUGCAAAGAGGUUGAAGUUGCAAGAUGGAACUUUCCAGCUCAAGUACUUAGACGAUGAACAUGAAUGGGUGAUGUUAGUAAGCGAUGCAGAUUUGCGGGAGUGUCUUGAGAUAUUGGAUGACAUUGGGACACAUAGUGUUAAGUUUAUGGUUCGUGAUAUACCUUUUGGUGUAAGCAGUUCCGGCAGUAGCAAUUGUUUUCUGGCUGGGGGAUCGUAGCAGAUUGGAAGAUGUUCAACUUCAGAAUACAUGAGAUUUCUUUUGUAGUAUAUGGCUGUAGGGCGUAGGCUUUUAUCAACAAACAAAAAGAGAAAAAAAAUCCUUAUGAUUAGUGCGUGUAGAUAUACACAUCAAUGUCGCUUAGUAAGAGAUUGAUGCCUGGGAAAAAGGCCCCUAUAUUUUGUUUUUAGCGGAGGGGGGUGUUUGUUGUUCUGUGCUCUUGUAGGUUGCACCCCCCUCUAAUCUAGCUCUGAUUCUCAUCUAUAUAAGAUUUGUGUAACAUUCAGUCAGUUUGUGAAGGUCAGGUUAAAGUUUUAAUGAACAGAUGU